Messenger RNA from Centruroides sculpturatus (bark scorpion), 5074 nucleotides. RefSeq lists its product as uncharacterized. Gene Ontology annotation, biological process: proteolysis. Gene Ontology annotation, cellular component: membrane. The record is from RefSeq and is a predicted model, not a curated record. The transcript has 13 exons. NCBI's taxonomy places the organism in Eukaryota, Metazoa, Arthropoda, Arachnida, Scorpiones, Buthidae. Gene Ontology annotation, molecular function: protein binding; serine-type endopeptidase activity. The coding region runs from base 98 to 5074 and encodes 1658 amino acids.
UACAAAAGAUGAUACUAGUGAUAAAACAGAAAGUUUAAUCACAACAACAACAACAACAACUGAAGUUCCAGUACAACUAGUCACAGAAAAAACUUUGAUGCCAAAGUCUGAAAUAUCUCUGUGGACAGAAUUUAAUGUAACUACAUUUAGCAGUAUAAGUGAUGUGACAGUAACUGAAAAUGUAAAUGAAUCUACCUAUCUUGAAGAACAAGCAUUCACUACUGUGUCAACAGCAGCAGCUAAUCUUGGAUCAAAAGAAAAUUUUACAGAAAUGAUAACCACUAUCGAUGAAAUGAUAAUUAGGAAUGAAUCAACGUUCAUUCCUAAUGAAACAACUACAAAACAAGAUUUGGAAAUAACUACAGAAAUGAAUAAUUGGAGUGAUAGUUCGUUACAUCCAGAAAUUAGAAGUGAAGAUGAAAUAAUUGUCACUGAAAUAUAUAACAUUUCUAAAAUGACAACUAUUCAAAGUAAUUCAGUAAUAACAACUGUUACACAACCCAUUAUUACAACAAAUUUUAAUAAUUCAGAUUCAGUAACUGAAAUUCCUAAUGAUUUUAAUAAUAGUUUAGAAAAUAUUACAACUUUUACAGAAAUAAAUCUUAAUGAAAACAUUACUGAAAGUCCUUUAACAACGACACUGAAAGAAAAUUUUAGUAGUAAUAACAAUUUAAUGUUUGAUUUCACUACAAUGACAGAAACAAACACAGAUAGAAGGAUAAAACAUACAAUUUCAGAUACAUAUAAAACAGAUUUACCUGAAAAUAUUACAGAUUUGGAUAAUAACAUUAACACCACAACAUUUCAGUCUAUUAAUGUAACAAUAAGUAAUACUUCCUUAGAUUCAGUUACUGAUUUUCAACAUUCAGUUAUAACUGAAAGUGCCAACUUUGAUAAUUUGACUAGUCCAUUAAUUAUUUUAGAUGAAAAUGUUACAAUUGUAACUAAUGAUUAUAGUACAGAUCUCACUAAAGACUCAAUAUCUACAGAAAAUAAUUCUUUUGAAGUAACAGAUACAGUUUCAAAUUCUGUGUUAAAUUUGAAUGUUGUAACUUCAAAUAUUACAGAUUACGUUAAUGAUACAAGUAUAAAAGAUGUAUCAAAUAAUGUUACUGAAGUUAUUUCCCAUGUGACUGAAUCAGACAUUAGUACAUUACACUACAGAACAGAAAUAACAGAUGUGUCAAACACUGAGAAAACAACAUUAAAUGAUUUAUUUUUCACAACAGAAAGUACAAUUUUAUCCACACAACAAAAUUCAGAAACAGAAUACUUACUGAAUAUUAAUAAUACUGAUAUUACAAAUGAUACAUUAUUUUCAGAAACAACUAUUGCUAAUUCUGAAAAUCCUUUUCUUUUAACCACUGAAUAUACAAUUGAAAAUACUGUUGUUAAUCUAAAUAAUGAUACUAUACUAAAUUUUCAUAAUGACAAUUUAAAUGUAACAGAAGUUCAAAGUUUUACUUCCACAACUGAGUCUGCAGAAAAUGAUGAAAAUAUUUCUGUAACAACAGAAGCUAGUGCAGUUCGUGAUGAUAUUUCUACAAUUUGGGAUAAUAUUUUGGCAACUCAAGAAAAUACAUCUUCAAUAUGGAAUGAAUAUACCUCUCAAACUACUACUGAAAAAACUGAACUGUUAACAAAUUCACCUGGUGACAAUAUUACUGAAAUGAUUGAUACUGAAAAUACAACAGAAAAUUUCACUUUCACUGAUAUAGUUACAGAUAAUAUUACUGACAACUGUGAUGGUUGUUCUACUACCACAUCAAAUAUGAUUGAUACCACAAAUAAUCCAACUUUUCUAACCCAAACAGACAUGGAAAAAAAUACAACUAAUAAUGAUACUGUAUAUAACACAGAUAUAGGAAUUGAUGUAACUUCUAUAAAUAAUGAAACUGUUAACAUUACUGAUUCAGAACUUUUAGGAGUCAACAGUACAGAAAUAAUAGAUAUAUCAGUAUCAGAAAUAAUAAAUAGCACGUAUAGCGAAAAUGUAAUGAAUUUCUUAACAACAGUUUCAAAUGAUUCAGACAUAUUUGCUACAGAGGCAGAUAAUAAAGACAUAUCAUUACGAAGUAUUUCAACUUUAGCCACUGGUGAUGAAUUGGCAAAUUCCACAGAUAUAAAUAUAGAUUAUCAGAUGACUGUUACCGAUUUAUAUAGUAAUGCAAAUUUUGACGAAACUAAUGGGACAAACACAAAAGAAUAUAGUGAAGAAUGGAACAAUUUAACUAUGAAUGAAACCAAAUAUACAUCAUGUCCUGAAGGACAGUUUUCGUGUCCCGACGGAAAUAUUUGUUUUGAUUUGUCUCAGAAAUGUGAUGGAAUUAAUGAUUGCCCAGACUCAUCUGAUGAACUUUUAGAUUGUCAAUAUUGUGGUACAAAUUUCCAAUGUGAAAAUACUACUAAAUGUAUAAUGGCCAAAGCAAGAUGUGAUAAUAUUUGGGAUUGUGAAGGUGGAAGUGAUGAAGUUGGAUGUGAGCCACAAGAUUGUGAGGCUAAUGAAUUAUUUUGUUCAGAUAGAAGUGCAUGCAUUAAACCACUAGACAUAUGCAAUAAUGUUUACAAUUGUCGUGAUCGUAGUGACGAAGUGGGAUGUGUUGAAAGAACAACAUGCGAUACAAAUCGCUUUUUCUGUCCAGAAGGCUUAUGCAUACCUUUAGCCCAGUAUUGUGAUGGAGUCCAAGAUUGCAAAGAGAAUGAAGAUGAAAAGAACUGUACAUGUCCUGCUGACAAGUUCCAAUGCUUAAAUUCUGUUUGCAUAGCAAAGGAUUUAAAAUGUAAUGGAAAAGAAGACUGUUUAGAUGGAAGUGACGAAAAAGGAUGUGUUCAGGUUGAUUCUAAUGGUGUGGUGCAAAUUUAUGAUCAUCUGAGUAUGACUUGGAAACUUUUAUGUGGAGAAAACUGGACAAAAGAAGAUGGAAAUACGCUCUGUCAAGAAUAUGGAUUUAGUGAAGCUCUUUCAGUCAAUACAAUAAAUGUAUUUUCAAAUGUUGGCUGGAUGAAAAGAAAUGAUACAUUCAAUAACACUUUAUGGACACUUGGUGUACAAUCGACUCCUUCCUGUGACAAUAAUGCAGCUGCAACAGUACAAUGUAAAUUAUUUGAUUGUGGAAAAGCCUCAAAUCAAUACAGGAGAAAACGGAUAGUUGGUGGUCAAGAAAACGGGCAUCUUCCUGGUCAGUGGACAUCUUUGGCAAUUGUUAAUAGUUAUGAAACAAAUAAAUCAUGUCAUGCUGUAGUUAUUUCACCACUUUGGGUUUUAACAUCAUCACAAUGUUUAAAAACACGUAUGUCGAAUGUUAAUGAUUUGAUAGUACAUGCUGGAAUUAUUGGUUCGAAAACGUUAGAAAAUUCAACACAGGAAAGAAGAUCAAGUUAUAUUAUUCAUCAUCCACAUUCAUCUACACACAGAUCGCCAAUAAUACGAGAUUAUGAUGUAGCAUUAAUAAAGUUAGAAGAACCAUUAUUAUUGAAUAAUUAUGUUACUGCCAUUUGUUUACCAGAAGAAGAAGUUAAACCUGGAAUUACAUGCUUUACUGGAAGUUUUGGAAGCCGAAAAAUAAAUGAACUUCCACCUGAUCCUCCUUCCCUCAGUCAUCUUGCAGUUGUUGUAUAUAACAGAGAUGAUUGCAACCAAGUAAAUCAUUAUAAUGAUAGUAUAAAAGCUACCAUGAUAUGUGCAACAACUACAGGAGAAAGUUCUCUCUGUAAUAAUGAUGGUGGAGCUCCACUGAUGUGUUUAUCAACAACAAAAAACUGGCAUGUUGCUGGAAUUUUGUCCUACCAACAUAACUGUGGAAUUUAUUACAAACAACCAGCAGUUUUUUCAAACAUAUUCGAAAUGAAGAGUUUUAUUCAAACUAUUAUCAGCAAAAACAAAUAUAAUAUUACCUAUGACAGUGAAAUGUAUUCAACAUACCAACCAACAACAACAGAACUUCCUAAUGAUACUACCACCAUAAGCAGCAGUGAUAUUGUUUAUUCUAGUCCUGAACCAACUGAAAGUAUUAAUCAAACAGUUAUUGUAAUGCAAAGAAUUGAAGAUACAACACAAAUAGACAACGUGGAAACUUCAACAUUUACUAACAACAUCUAUAAUAUGACAAUAGAUAAUGAAACAUAUAACAGUAAUCAAGAAACUGAAAUUCCAUUGACUGAUUAUAUUACUGAAAUUUUAGAUGAAAACACUACUGUUACUGAAAUUUUAGAUGAAAAUGUUACUGCUUUAACUUCCAAUGAAACAGUAUUUAUAGAAACAACACUUCCUACUGUUGACAAUGAUGCAGUAACGAUUAGUAAAGAAUUUAUAAAUAACACUGUCAACUUAAAUGAAGAAGAAAAUGUAACAUUAGCUUUACAAACAGAAGACAUAACUGAGUCACCGAAAUUAAAUAAUGAAUCUGAUACAAAUUUAUUUAUAAAUGGAAGUUUAUUAAUUGAAAAUGAAUAUAAAGAAAUAAAUAUUUCAAUUUCAAAUACAAUCAAUACCCUAGAAACUGAAACUAUUGAACCCGAAACUUCAAUUGAAAAUACAACACCCACUGUUUUUCCAAUGCAGAAUUUAAAAAGUGACAAAUUUAUUGAUACUUCUUUAAAUAUAGAUGAUUCAACAGAAGUUAACCUUCUUAAUGCUACUGUAGAUUAUAUCACAACAGAUAUUACCGUUUCACAAGAUAUAACAAGUGUAUCUGAAAUGACUGUGACAAAUGAGAACAUUUUAACAGAACAAUAUGAGCAGAUGCCAAACAUAGAAAUAUUCAAUCAGCCUCAAAAUAAUACCUCUGAAUAUGGAGAAUUAUUUACAAAUAAUUCUUAUAUCGACAGUACCGAAGAGAAUAUUACUGAAAAAUGGAACAAUACAAAGGAAGUUUUAAAUGAAGAUAAUGCAUCUACUGAAUCACUAACUAAUUUUAAACUUGAAGAAACUUCAGAAGAUGCAUUUGAUACAACUACUAUGAACUAUAUUAAUUUAUUAAAUACUUCAAUAAGCUCAAUUCAAUCUGAAGAAAAUAAACCAUUUGUUCUGCUGACAAAUAAAACAAAAAAGAUAACUGGAAUAUCAGAAUACUAA